AACCCAGGGCUGCCCCUGCCUAUGCGAGGCGUCCCCGGCUUGGAAGAGUCCUGGCGUGAAACAGUUCCCGGCAGCAGCCUAGGAGGAGGAGAAAGAGGAGACAGUGUUCAGUCGCGGCUACGCGGAUCUUUCCUGUAGCAUUUGGAGCCUAAGGCUGUGCCGAAGUCUGUGCUCGGUACCGACGGUCGGGUUAAAAUAGCACCGGAUAUCGACCCGAACCCCCUGCAUUUCGUAGGCGUCAGAGUCACCACACCGUUCAGCUUUUUCGGAGUGUUCCUCUACCUGAGGGUAGCCAAGGCCAAGAUGCACUCCACUCUUCAGCAACCUGCUGCUUUCUGCCAGGCCCCACCAUUGGCAUUUCCAUCUCCUGGCAGUCCAGGUAGACUUUGAGUCCAAGAGUGAAUGUCAUCAUUGACUGGAUCAGAGCCCUCAUAAUCUAUCUCAGGAAAUGUCCCGACAAACACACCCAGAGAUGAAAGGAGACUCUUAAGAGUAGAGGACCAGUGAUAAUAUGGGAAAGCUAUCAUUGGUAAGAAGCAGAUCAGAUCUUCAGCAUAGACCCAGAGAAGCUGAUGGAACUGGUUUCUGCACAUCUUGGGUACCCAUUGUCGAGGUUAUCAGCAUUUCACCCAGGGUGUGCUUUAGAUGCUGGCAAAUCACCACUGUAGAGAAUGGAAAGUUCUGGCUUCACCGGGGACAGCCUUAACCUUCAGAAAAUAUUAUGAGGGAUGCUGAGGACUUCAUGCUUUGGGCAGAGACACAGUGCCAUUGGAAUUAGAAAUUGCCACUUCUGAGAGGAUGCUGGGAAUCUGCAGAGGGAGACGGAAAUUCUUGGCUGCCUCUUUGAGUCUGCUCUGCAUCCCAGCCAUCACCUGGAUUUACUUGUUUGCUGGGAGCUUUGAAGAUGGGAAGCCUGUGUCUCUGUCUCCCCUGGAGUCCCAAGCACACAGUCCCAGGUACACUGCCUCCAGCCAGCGGGAUCGGGAGAGCCUAGAGGUUCGCGUUCGAGAGGUGGAGGAGGAAAACCGUUCUCUGCGCAGGCAGCUCAGCCUGGCCCAGGGUCAGGUCCCUGUUCACCGCCGUGGGAACCACUCCAAGACCUACUCCAUGGAAGAGGGAACAGGGGACAGUGAGAACCUUCGGGCUGGCAUCGUGGCAGGCAAUAGCUCUGAGUGUGGGCAGCAGCCAGCUGUGGAGAAGUGUGAGACCAUCCACGUGGCCAUUGUCUGUGCAGGAUACAACGCCAGCAGGGAUGUUGUCACCCUGGUCAAGUCAGUCCUCUUUCACAGGCGGAACCCUCUGCAUUUCCACCUUAUCGCUGAUUCUAUUGCAGAGCAGAUCCUGGCAACACUAUUCCAGACGUGGAUGGUACCUGCAGUGCGUGUGGACUUCUACAAUGCUGAUGAGCUCAAGUCUGAAGUAUCCUGGAUUCCCAACAAACACUACUCUGGGAUUUAUGGCCUGAUGAAGUUGGUUCUGACCAAGACUCUACCUGCCAACCUGGAGAGAGUGAUUGUCCUAGACACUGACAUUACCUUUGCAACUGACAUUGCAGAGCUGUGGGCCGUGUUCCAUAAGUUCAAAGGACAACAGGUCCUGGGCUUGGUAGAGAACCAGAGUGAUUGGUAUCUUGGAAAUCUCUGGAAAAAUCACCGUCCAUGGCCAGCCCUUGGAAGGGGCUACAAUACAGGAGUCAUACUACUGCUUCUGGAUAAGCUACGAAAGAUGAAAUGGGAACAGAUGUGGAGGCUGACAGCAGAGAGGGAACUCAUGGGCAUGCUAUCUACCUCCUUGGCUGACCAGGAUAUUUUCAAUGCCGUCAUCAAACAAAACCCCUUCCUGGUGUAUCAGCUCCCCUGCUUCUGGAACGUGCAGCUGUCAGACCACACUCGCUCUGAGCAGUGCUACAGAGAUGUGUCUGAUUUAAAGGUCAUCCACUGGAACUCCCCCAAGAAGCUCCGUGUGAAGAACAAACACGUGGAAUUCUUCCGCAACCUCUACCUGACCUUCCUGGAGUAUGAUGGCAACCUCCUACGGCGGGAACUAUUUGGCUGUCCCAGUGAAACUGAUGUCAACAGUGAAAAUCUUCAGAAGCAGCUGUCAGAGCUGGAUGAGGAUGACUUGUGCUAUGAGUUCCGGCGAGAGCGCUUCACUGUCCACCGAACCCACCUGUACUUCCUGCACUAUGAGUUCGAGCCUGCUACUGACAACACGGAUGUUACCCUGGUCGCUCAGCUUUCCAUGGACAGACUCCAGAUGCUAGAGGCCAUCUGUAAGCACUGGGAAGGGCCCAUCAGCCUGGCCCUCUACCUGUCAGACGCUGAAGCCCAGCAGUUCCUCCGCUAUGCCCAGGGAUCCGAGGUGCUCAUGAGUCGCCACAAUGUGGGCUACCACAUCGUGUACAAGGAGGGUCAGUUCUAUCCUGUCAACCUCCUACGCAAUGUGGCUAUGAAGCAUAUCAGCACACCGUACAUGUUCUUAUCUGACAUUGACUUCCUGCCUAUGUAUGGGCUCUAUGAGUACCUCAGGAAGUCUGUCAUCCAGCUUGACCUUGCCAACACCAAGAAAGCGAUGAUUGUCCCUGCAUUCGAGACACUGCGGUACCGACUCUCUUUUCCCAAGUCAAAAGCAGAGCUGCUGUCAAUGUUGGACAUGGGGACCCUGUUCACAUUCAGGUACCACGUCUGGACUAAAGGCCAUGCACCCACAAACUUUGCCAAGUGGCGGACUGCCACCAUGCCUUACCGGGUUGAGUGGGAGGCUGAUUUUGAGCCAUAUGUUGUUGUGAGACGAGACUGCUCUGAGUACGAUCGGAGAUUUGUGGGUUUUGGCUGGAACAAAGUGGCUCACAUCAUGGAAUUGGAUGCACAGGAGUAUGAGUUCACCGUGUUGCCCAAUGCCUACAUGAUCCACAUGCCCCAUGCUCCCAGUUUCGACAUCACUAAGUUUCGUUCCAACAAGCAAUACCGAAUCUGUCUCAAAACCCUGAAGGAAGAGUUUCAACAGGAUAUGUCCAGACGCUAUGGCUUUGCUGCCCUGAAAUAUCUCACGGCUGAGAACAACAGCUAGCACAUGAAGGCCACGACUAGGGAUAGACAUGCCACAGGGGAAGAGCCACUUUCUGCCUGGGCACCAGACUUUGAAGACAGAAUUCAUCACUGCUUUUCUUUGGUUUGUUUCUCUUUGUCUCUCUAGCCCCACAAAGCUGCUUUGUUCUGAGAUCUUCGACAGGGACCCAAUCAUGAGGUGCUUCCAGAAUGGAAUACAGAAGGGUAGAAGCAAAUGAAGAGUUAACAACUUAACCACAAAGCCACAGAUCAAGUCGGAGUUUCUGGAUGUUCUCAUUGCUUUUUAAUAAUUAUGGUUCAAAUCCUAGCUGUAAGAAAGAAGUCACUGUUCUAGGGCUUAAUCACUGCAAGAAAUAAGAGCAAGCUAUUUCUUUCUAGGAAGAGAACUUUAUUUUCCCUCCCCCUUAGCUAGGUACUCAGGGGGAGCACUAGCCAAGGACCCAGACAUGCCAUCUUGAGACAUGCAUAGGGACUUUAUAUAUGCAAGGACCUAGAAGUAGGGUGAAUUGCUUUCUUUAUUAUAAAAGUCUCUCUUGUCGGUUGUUUUGAGUUGUUUGAAUUUGGAGGAUUUUAUUCAUCUUGAUCGAGGAUUCCAAGCUAAACAAAUCUCUAAUCGUUAAAGUUCUAAAAGAAAAAUCAGCUCCCUCAAGCAACACUCCUGUCAGCAAAGAUGAGCAUCUUCAGAGUAUGUUCUCAGAUGGGCAGGUUCCUUCAGGAUGAACACUGAGACCCCCGAUGCUUAGUUCUCCAUGGCUAUGACAGGGACUACAGAAAUAUGAGGCCAAACACUGUAUGCAAGUCACAUUUUCUAUGGACAAUGACCAAGUCACAAGGAAAGGGCUUCAAGAAACUUUCAUUACUCACAGAAGGUAUGAUUCUCCUCUCAGACCUUUAGAACUUGAACAGUUCAUAGAAGACCAAUCUGAAGACUUGUGUGACCACAUGGAAGGCACUGGAAGAAAAGGGUCAGGCACCUCCCUGUUGGACUUGGGGGAGGGGAGGAGUUGAUGACCUUAGUUUCCCCUCAGGAUUUGUCCAAGGGUUGGUAGGUACCUCUUCAUUUUGCAGAUGGAGAAAACACUGAACUUUUUACCUGUUUUCUUUACUCUUCACUAUUAAUGUUGUGUUUACAUUGAUGAGAACAAGAGUUAAUGGCCUACCGACUGCUGGGCUGUUUGUUAUGAGUUGCCAUGUGACCAGCAAAAGCUGCAUUUAAUAAAUGAAAGUACAGACUGUUUCUUCCUCCUCUUGCCACUCUUGUAAGAAGCCACAUGACACACUUGGUCUAGAGGGCAAAGUCAAUUCCAUGCACAGCAUCUCACACACUCUGCUAUUUAUCUCACCUUUCACAUUGUUUGAAAUGUCACCUUUUUUUCUCAGUGUUCAAGGUUAGAUCUCACUUUCUCCUCUAACACUCAACUCAUUUCCAAAAUUUCCAUUUUGUAUCUGUUUCACCACAGUAACCAGAUGCUUUAUAUUGUAAGUAUGCAAAUUGUGGGGAUUAGUAGCAAAUUGAAUAGCCUGUCUUUAGGACUCUCUUGUUCUGUGGUGCAGAACAGUCCAAUCAAUGAGGCCACUACAUUCAGCAUUUUCAAUGGUAUUUCCCCUAAAUUAGUACAAAAUGAAGAAAGAUAUAAUUAAAAUUGCCACACAAAUACA
Molecule: messenger RNA, 4727 nt
Organism: Cricetulus griseus (Chinese hamster)
Lineage: Eukaryota; Metazoa; Chordata; Mammalia; Rodentia; Cricetidae
Source: RefSeq, a predicted model, not a curated record